This is a messenger RNA of Armigeres subalbatus, 1231 nucleotides long. RefSeq lists its product as uncharacterized. Lineage: Eukaryota; Metazoa; Arthropoda; Insecta; Diptera; Culicidae. The coding region runs from base 245 to 1231 and encodes 328 amino acids. The transcript has 3 exons. The record is from RefSeq and is a predicted model, not a curated record.
GUCGUUUUUCACCAAUCCAUACAAUAGGUUACCUGCUUUGUUUAUAUGUUUUCAAUAUUUUUGAUGCAGGUAAUUCAUUGUAUUUUCUUUUUUGAUUAUGAUUCAUCUGUCUCCUUUUCCUUGUUCACUCUACCUAAAUGAUACCCAAAGGGACUAUUUAAAGUGGUCUAUAAGAUAAAGUAUAUGUCAGUCAAGAAAAUCAGUGAAAUUGUCCAGUUGCCUUACUGAAGAAACGUUUAAUACAAUGAAGCACGAAUGCUCAAAUUGCCAUGUUUGGAGUAAUUGUUACAGGAAACUUACUCCUAAACUGUAUGAUUAUGCAGCGGAAAGGAGAAUAAAAUUGGAUAAAAGCUGUUCCUACAUUUGUAAUACCUGCUAUUGCCGACUUUAUCGCAUUAUCAAGAAAGGAAACGAGCCAGCAGCUCCAAGUGCAGUUAAUAUAGAAUGUGAAAAUCAAGAACUCACCGUUUCUGAACCAUCGAAACUUGAUGAUCUCGCCGUUGCUGGACCAUCAGGCACCAAUAAUUUCGCCGUGGCGGGACCAUCUAGAGUGAACAAUUUCGCCGCACCAGCAAACAUCAAUAAUGGUGGUUUCGAAAUAAUCGAUCCCAAUGCCGCUGGAUCAUCGGAAAUUGACGCUGUUCCUAGUGUUGAAUCUUUGUUUUCUUUGGAAUCAACGAGUGCUGAAUCAAUUGGUAGUGCUGGUGCCCAGAAACCCGGAAACGGUCAGGAAAUUCUUCAACAAAUGAAGGCAAAAUUUGAUGAAAUAUCUGACAGAAACGAUCGUUAUAGGAUUCUAACUUCCCUUCCCAAAUCCUGGACUGCAUACAAAAUUAUGCAAGAAUUCGGUGUUUCGCAACGAACUGCUCAACAUGCAAAGAAAUUACAGAUUGAAAAAGGUUUUAUGAGCACACCGGAGACCAGAGGCCCAACUCGAGGCGGACACACGCACAAAGAGCAGAUGGGCGAGAGAGAGAAGAAAAAAAGCUGUAAGCAGCUUUGGGCGCCCUCUUCCGAAGUAGGGAAAGUUUUAAUUCGAGUCGGUUUGUUUUUGUACCAACCCAGCCCGGCCCCGGCAACAGUGGCAGCGGAGAGUGCAACUUUGCUGCAUUUGAUGGCCGACGAUGGCGCUGAUGUCGAAAAGGACCUUGACACGUGUGCGGCGAUUCUGAUGCUGAUGUAUGUGUUCGACUGUGGGGAGCUCGAAAACAAUGAUACUUUGUUGCGAUAA